Molecule: messenger RNA, 889 nt
Organism: Westerdykella ornata
Lineage: Eukaryota; Fungi; Ascomycota; Dothideomycetes; Pleosporales; Sporormiaceae
Exons: 2
Coding region: 70-615 (181 amino acids)
Biological process (GO): translation
Cellular component (GO): mitochondrial large ribosomal subunit
Molecular function (GO): structural constituent of ribosome
Source: RefSeq, a predicted model, not a curated record
AGUUAAGCUCUACGGGCGAUAUAAUCGGCGCUGGAACGUCUAUACAUCGCCAAAACCCUCCUAUCCACAAUGGCGCUCGCUCGACCGCUGCCUCCGUUGUGGCAGUCCCUCCUUCCCACCCUCAAUGGCCCGAUCCGACCCGUCAUGAACCUACCGCUGCUCCAGCGCAUUGCGCAACCUUUCCGGCUGCUACCCACCCCGUUCGCUGCGCUCGCGUUCCCAUUCAUAUCGCUACCGUCAUUACCGUCCUUGUCGGACAUAUGGGAGGGCAUACUGAGAGCCGUACCGAAGAAGAAGACUUCACAUCGCAAGAAGAGGCAAAGGUUCAUGGCCGGCAAGGGCAUCAAAGACCUCACCAAUCUUAACAAGUGCUCGGCAUGCGGGAGAGUAAAACGCGCACACCUUCUAUGCCCGUACUGCGUACACCAUAUUCGUACCAAGAUCUUUGGAUCUAUUACUUGGGAGCAGCGAAAUCCCGAUGGACUUAACGAUAAGAUGCGGAAGCGUUUGCGGCUAGAGAGGAAGGAAAUGGAGAGGGAUUACUGGCGCAGGAGGGAACUAAAACCGAACGAUAAGCAGGAGAAGGACAAGUUGGGCAAGUCUCGACGCUGGUGAUUAGAUUCCUCAUGGACACAUGAGGCUCUUGGACAUGUAUGAUCAUCUUUAGUUGUACAACCCUUUAUGUUGGCGAGAGGUUUUCGGGACCUAGGAGGCUUUUCGGCAUGUGCAAGUAUAGUCAGGUGUACAACAUGGGCAAAUGUAUAAUAAUCGUUAAGGCUAUUGAAUUGGUAUGGGUGCGAUGCAAGCUUCGUUGACUUGCUAGGAUUCCGGAUGCAACCAAGGAUGACGCCCGUUUAACUGAUUAUAAACUCCGAAUAGAAAGGUAUUC